Messenger RNA from Linum trigynum, 4653 nucleotides. NCBI's taxonomy places the organism in Eukaryota, Viridiplantae, Streptophyta, Magnoliopsida, Malpighiales, Linaceae. The record is from the annotation of a GenBank genome assembly.
GAUCAUUGUAUUACCAAACAAACAACUAGACACAAAAGAGUACAGAGAUUGAAACAAUCAAGAAACGAAAUCUAACCCAGACAAUCAAUUGAUGAAAAAAUUAAAAAUAAAGGAAACCCCAAAUCAGGAGUGGUCACCCAACAUUCUAAUGUUGAAUAAUGUAUAUGGAAUCAUACACCCACUACUUCCUAGGAUAAGAAAGUAAGGCUAGGAAAGAUUGAAGCUGAGUGGCAAUAUUUAAAUAACCUCCCACCAUAGGAUGAAUGAUCCUUUCCAACAAAGUUCCCAAGAAAAACUUUAAUAGCUUGAUUUGAGAGAUAAAGUGCACAAAAAAACAGGUCAUAUGACUCAAGCUAAGACCUUUUUUUUCUCAAUAUUGUGGGAUUUCUUUUCAUAAAAAGUGCCAUCUUUGUUUGCCAAACGAAUGAUUGCCACACACAAGGAUAUGAGAUCAAUCAACACCUGUACUUAAAAGAAAGCAUGGAAAUAUAUGCGGAAGGGAGAGAAAUCACUCAGUUUCGUUGUAUUGUUUACAUCAUUAUAUAUGUCGUUUACAAUCGUUGGAUGAAUACGGCAAUCACCACAACAUACAUCUAAUGAUUGCAUCUUGCAGAAUGUUAGAUCCAACGAUGUAAAUAUAUACUUAUACUUGUGCGAACAAACGUAAACAUGUUAACCAUAUUGAAAAAGGACCGAGGCUCAUUCGAUAAAAUAAGAAGAAACCAAUCUAAUGGAAUAGUGGAAGCUAUCGUCCUCAAAUCUCAACUUGUUAUGCAUGACAACAUGGGGACAAAAUUAUGCAUGGGAUUAGCAAUUUGUGGAGUGACCCGUGCAUAAGCUUACAAAAAUAUGACCUAAUUUUUUCAGGUUAUUACAUGAUCUUGUACAAGGUGGGUUGGUUGAUGUUUUGCUUCCCUUAAUGGAUUUGUAAAGUGUGUAUUAAGUACCUUAUCUUUGCUUACCUCUUUUUAUAGCUUUACCAUGUAGCUUGGUUUUUUGCUAGCAAUAGUGCUAUGUGAUGGAUGGGUUCUCUAUGCCAAGGUAGAAUUUAAGAGAGUGCAUUUGUUGAGAUCGUGGUUGUAGACUUGUAGUAUCAAGUUGCUGAUUUAUAUGGUUGUUGAUUCAUAUUUGAUUAGGAGUACUCGUGUUCUUACGACGGAGAACUUAUUUAUGACUCUGAUAUCUCUCUUCACGAGUUUCCUAAGAGCACGUCAUGAUCGAAUAAUGUUUUCUGGUUAGGGUUAGGUUGCCCAUGUUAGCCAAUUAGGAAGUUUUUUGUUAUAGUGACAUUAUUUUCUUAUGAUAAUACGAAAAAAAUAGUAUAGAGAAGCAAAGAUGGGACUUAAAAACCAUUUUGGUAGCUAGUGAAAAGUGAAGCGGUCGUUUUGUUAUGACUACAAAGUAAGUGACCAUUUUCUCAUUUAGCCCUGACGUGAGAGACCGGCCCACCCAAUAUUAGAAUAAAUCAAAGGCCCGGGCUAGGGAAUCGGCCCAUAAAUUUGUUUAGAUCGGCCCAUACUUCGUCCAGUUGUGGUCCAACAUCAACGUCCAUGGGGACAAGAGAUUAACUCCGCCCGCUCCACGACAAAGGAAUCAAACGGCUCGGACUCUCCCAACCUCAAAAACCUCCAAAAACAUCUACUAAACCUAAAGCGACUCCUUCCUGAAUCCUGAUCGACCGGCUUUGUCUCGAUUUCAUCUUCUGCAUUGCAAGCAGAAGCUUCCAGCGAAAAGCUUCGGAUCAUCAGCGACAAGUGAGAGAAACGAUGUCGGUCACCCUCAACAAUGGCUUGAAGAUGCCCAUCGUCGGGCUGGGAGUGUGGCGAAUGGAAGGGAAAGAGAUUAGGGACCUAAUCCUGAACGCUAUCAAGAUCGGCUAUCGCCAUUUUGAUUGCGCUGCUGAUUAUAAGAACGAGGCUGAAGUUGGGGAAGCGCUUGCUGAAGCUUUCAAGACUGGUCUUGUGAAAAGGGAGGAACUUUUCAUCACUACUAAGCUGUGGAAUUCGGAUCAUGGACAUGUUCUGGAGGCUUGCAAAGAUAGCCUGAAGAAGCUUCAGCUCGAUUAUCUGGAUCUCUACCUUGUUCACUUCCCUGUCGCCACCAAGCAUACCGGAGUUGGCACGACAUCUAGUGCUGUGGAUGACGAAGGCGUUCUGGAAAUCGACACAACCAUAUCGCUGGAAGCUACUUGGCAUGACAUGGAAGAACUUGUUUCCAAGGGUUUAGCUAGAAGCAUCGGUAUAAGCAACUAUGAUAUCUUUCUCACCAGAGACUGUUUAGCCUAUUCGAAAAUCAAGCCUGCAGUGAAUCAAAUCGAGACUCAUCCAUAUUUCCAACGUGAGUCUCUCGUGAAAUUCUGUCAGAAGCAUGGCGUCUCAGUGACAGCUCACACCCCUCUGGGGGGUUCUGCAGCUAACACCGAAUGGUUCGGCUCAGUCUCCUGCUUGGAUGAUGAUGUUCUCAAAGGUUUGGCUGCGAAAUACAAGAAAACACCUGCUCAAAUUGCACUAAGGUGGGGGAUCCAGAGAGACACAGUUGUCAUCCCCAAGUCUUCCAAGGUUGAGAGACUAAAAGAGAACUUUGAAGUUUCCGACUUUGAGCUUACCAAAGAGGAUAUGGAGCUGAUCAAGGGAAUGGACAGAAAGUAUCGUACCAAUCAACCUGCCAAGUUCUGGGGUGUCGAUCUCUAUGCUUAGAUUGGUAUCUUGUCUCUGGUUAUCUUUGAGACCGUUGAAUCUAUCCUGAAUAAGGAGCUGGACACAUUUCUAGUGUACUCAUCCAUUUAAGAGUCGAGACUCAUUUACAAUUUAAGAGUUUUACGGGCUAGUUCAAUUAAGCGACUUCUUCUUGAUCAACCUCUUCUUGGUAUCAACCAUUCUUCAUGAACUGAAUGGUUAAAGGUCGUCCUAAAAAUUACUAACUAUCGUCCUAAUUUAAUAUGUAAUUUACUGAAUUGCCAAUUUUGAAUUUCAAAAUCAAACACAAAACAAACAACCCCUCCCCUUCCAUAAAUCUAAAAAAAUAUAAACCAAAAUCCAACAAAUUAUCUUAUGGACCGAACCAUAAAUCGUAGUAAAAGAAUAGAAAAUUAUUGAUAUAAACCAAACAAAUCCAAAAAAAUUCCGAAACCCCUCAACCGAAGCCAAUUUUCGGUUGUACCAUGGCUCAACCUAAGGCAAUUUUCGGUUGGUCCAUGGUUUUGGGUUUUUUUGAAAAAAAUCGAAUUUUUACCUCGUCGGAGUCGCUACUCAUGAUUCGGACGUAUUACCAACGAUUACGACUCGAGAAUGUCAACGAUGAAUUCGAGAGUGUGGGAAAUUGAGUGUUUUUCAUUUUUUUUUAGUUAAAGUGAUGUUUGUUUGCUAAAGAUGACAAAAGGUUAAAAGUGUAACUUUGUUAUCUUUUAGGACGAUCAAUAAUAAUUUUAAGGACGACGUUUAUCAAUUCCCCUUCAUGAAACUCUCCUUCGGCACGUUCACCUUUUUCAAUUUGUUAAAAAACUUUUGUAUCCCACAUGAACAUCUCCAGCUUGGGAAGCCGAAACAUUGACAAGCAAGCUGCUUCUACUUUCACUAAUCUAAACGCUAACACUUCUUUUGGGGGGAGGGGGAAGUUUGAGCCAGCUGCUUCUACUUUGUUUUGGAGUCGUCGUUUUACUUCAGUGAGUAAGUUUUUCAAAUUAGCUCCAAUUGUCGACUCAGUCAACCAAGUAGGUCAAGGCUCGGUAUGGUCAAUCCCGAUUUGAUAUGUCGGUUUCACAUCAGUUUAAGUCAACAAAUCAAUGUUCGAGUUGGCGAUGUGAGCUUAAAAUUCGUAUACAUAAUAAUAUUGUCUUGGUAAAUUUGUACUUUUUCACGACCCGAUAAAUAAAUAAUAAGCCAAUGAUUUUUUUACCGUAUUUCAAAAUAGGAUCACAUUCUUUACUCAAGUAAAGCGUUGGAUACCGGUAGACUCAGUCUUUGUGUCCAAUUUCUCUUUUGCAGAUAAUGAUUGUGUCAGAGAAACAACCGAAACCCCUGAACCUCGACCUACGAGUGGGAACAAAGAGUUUAAUCGACGAUCCACCAGUCAGGCGUCGGCUUUACACCGAUCCGACUCUAAAGGAGAGGUUAGAUUAGAGGGGUCAUUUUUCAAGCACGAAUAGAAAGAUCUUGGGCUAUAAUAUUAAACUGAAACUGGGAUUAUCCGCUAAGAAUUAUUGUAGAGCUGUUUAUGAAUGUCCCUAUGGUGGACUUUAUUUUACCAAAGAUGUUGACAUCGUGAACUCCCAGCCAUUUAUGUGUUGGUCUCUACCAGGGACGGGCACCAAAGUUCCAUUACUAGUAUGAAGAAGUGGAUGGAGUCCACGUGGCCCCAUAUGAAGCAGUUGCCGGUGUUGCACUUUUUCCAGCGGCACCAAAGCAUUGGCCUUCAUAGAGAGGUUUGUCAUAUGCUGGAUUCGAUCGCAUCUGUCAUGUUGUAGUUUGUUGGUAGAGAGAACAAAAGGACGACUCAUUUGGUAGCUAGAAAGGCCCUAUUGAUGUCACUCCGAGCCUUUUAUGGGUUUGACUUAGAUUCCUGUUUACGUUCUCGGUUCAUGUAAUUCGUAUGUAUCUGGAUCGUUAGUUCAUCUUUAAUGAGAGAUCUAUUGGGGAAAAAAAAGACAGAAAGCAC